ACACGCUUGUGGUACAGUAGGGGAAAGGAAUAGAAAAAUAAGCAACGAAAACCAUAAUAACCACAACUCAAACAUAAAAUACAGUUAAAGAGCAAGCUGCCGCCUUCUACAUUUUCUUUUCGACCAGGCAAGAAAACCAUCGGAAAGACGUGGGAAAAUAUCCUAUCCGACGGAAGAGAAAAGUCGCUCUCUCCUGCUGGUCUACAGGUAGCGAUCUCCGUGAACAAUUACCAGAGAGAACAGGACAUGUGGUUAUAUCCGUCCGGUGGACAAACCGGAGUAUGUUAUUAGUUAUCCGCGGGUAGGUCGCUUUGCCUUCGCUGAAAACGGAACAAACAUGUCGAGAAGAAAGCAAACUAAACCGAGACAAAUCAAACGUUCCCUUGGAGACUUGGAGGAAGGGGAUGACCGCCCACCCAAUGAGCUCAGCCUAUCGGAGGAAGAGGGCGGAGCCUCAGACCAGGAAGACUCGGCGGAGGGCGAGUCCAGUCCGCUGCGCGGUGACGGGCCCGGCACGCCUGAUACAUCUGGCACUGCCGCCACAUCUGGGCGUGAGGAAGAGGAAGAGAGUCCGCCACACAGCAGUCAGGAAGAAGAGGAGGAGACGGAGCCUUACUGGGACGGCCCAGACGAACUCCGGCUGAGCAGCGUGGGAGGAGGCAGGAGGAUCCUCGCCCGAAAGGACCUGCCGACUGACACCACCUGGGGCCCUUACAGUGAGGGCCACAGCAGACCCCCGACAGGAGGGCGAGAGGAAGAGGUACCUGAUUUGACUCGAAUUGGCACAGACACAGAGCUCUGGUUGAAGAAACUUCCUGUUACCUCCAGCCACUCAGAGGCCAACUGUACCGUCUACAGCCAAGGUGAGGAGCUGUACUGUAAGCUAACUAAGGCUGUCCAGGCGGGUGAAAGCUUACUGGUCAGGCUUCCUGAACCCAGACCCACUGAGACCCACAAUGCACCAGUGAAGGAGGAGGAGCCUGAACACCCACACCCUGAGAUCCAUCUCCUCCCUCAGCAGGCUGGCAUGGCAGCCAUCUUGGCCACCGCUGUUAUCAACAAGGACAUCUUCCCAUGUAAGGCUUGUGGGAUCUGGUACCGGAGCGAGCGGAACCUGCAGGCCCACCUGCAGUACUACUGCGCCAGCCGAAAACAGGACCCCGCCUCACCGCCCCCGUCAGAGCCCCCCAGCGAGCUCGUCUGCCCCCUGGCCCACUGCAGCAAGAGCUGCCGCAGUCCCGGCACCCUGGAGACGCACGCCCGCACACACAGCGGUGAGCGGCCCUUCAUGUGUCUGGUCUGCCAGUCUGCAUUCACCACCAAAGCCACCUGCGAGCGGCACCUGAAGGUGCACACGGACACGCACAGCGGCGCGUGCAACGCCUGCGGCUUCGUCUCCGGCACACGGGACGGCCUCUCCAGCCACCUGGUCACCCGCCACAUGGCCUGCCAGGGCGAGGGCUCCUCCCCUGGCCCCGCCCUGCCCCCGCUGCUGCUGAAGACAGGGCUGGGUGAGGACUGUGGGGUGGUGCUGAAGUGCCAGGUGUGUGGGUUUCCCGCCGACACCAUCGCCCUUCUCCAGCAGCACGUUCAGACCCACCUGAAGGUACAGAGCCCCGCCCCUCCACAGAGCCCCUCCUCCUCCGCUAGCCCUGAACCAAUGAGCCUGGCCCUGCCGGACCCCGCCCCUCUUUCACGGCCCAAUGGGUUGCCUGCCACGGGCAGUGGGGUCAGCUCGCCCGCCCACCCGCCCGGCGUGCGUGUAAAGGAGGAGCCGCACUCUGACUUUGAGGCUUCGCCGUCUCAAAGCCCCUCUCCCAGGAGCCUGGCUUUGGGGCCGGUGAAAGUGGAGCCCUCUAGCGGUACGCCCUGCUCCAGCCCGGGGCCACAGGGCCCCUCGCCCCAGGCCUCUGAGAUUUUGGCCAAGAUGACGGAGAUGGUGCACACCCACCUGAGGCAGGGCCACGCCCCGACUGCGGCCGCUGGCCUCGUCCCCACCCCCGCCAGGCCUGUCCACAAGGGGGCGACGUGCUUCGAGUGCGACAUCACUUUCAACAACGUCAACAACUUCUACGUCCACAAGAGGCUCUACUGCUCCAGCCGGCACCAUCACGGGGACACGCCCGCUGCCCCGCCCGCUGCCCCGCCCGCAGCCCCGCCCACCGCCCCGCCCACCGCCCCGCACCCUGCCAUUCCUCAGGCGAAGGAGAGGACGGAGUCGUCUCCACCCGCCAUCAGGCUGAACUCACCCGGAGCCCCCGCCCCACGCGUCUCCUCGGAGUUGCAGACGAGGGCCGCUGUCGGGGACGGGAAGCCCCCCGAGGCGAAGGCGGAGGGGGCGGGGCCCCGGGAGGCCCCGUGCUCGGAGGGCGACAGCGGGGGGCGGGGGAGCGAGGCGAGCGAGGGCAGCCAGAGCCCCGGAGGCUCGGGCGAGGACGCGGGGGACGACCCCAACGGCACCUUCUGCCGCGCCUGCAACAUCCGCUUCAGCCGCCACGAGAACUACACGGUGCACAAGCGCUUCUACUGCGCCUGGCGCCACCACCCGGGCAGCCCGCGCCCCCCCGCCGCCAACGCCGGCUUCCCUCCGCAGCCCGUCCGCACACGCAAGCGCAAGAAGAUGUACGAGAUCCACGCGGCCCGCAGCCUCGCCCUGGCCUGCUCCGCCCCCGCCCCCGCCCUCGACCCCGCCCCGGCCUCCAGCCCCUCGCCCCGCUCCGAGGGGGACGGCCCCAUCGACCUCCGCAAGAGGCCCCGCCCGCAAGACCGCCCGCGACCGCCCACACCCCCCGCCCCCGCCAUUUUGAACGACUACCACAAGUGCACGGCUUGCAGCAUAAGCUUCAACAGCAUCGAGAACUACCUGGCGCACAAGGCCUACUACUGCCCCGUCCCGCUGCAGCGACGGCCCAUGCAGCCGCUGGGGAAGCUGUGCACCCUCACCUCCCCCAGAGCUGGCCCCGCGGAGCGGUUAGAGCCUCCCGCCCAAACGCGGUCGCCCAGUCACAGCCCGCCCACGCCAGGGUCCAAGGGGGUGUCUCCGAACUCCACGUCCCCCAGCCGCGCCCCGCUGGCCUGCCCCUACUGCCCUCUAGGGGGUGCCUUUGCUGGGGGGGACUUGAUGGAUCACUUCAGGACCGUGCACGGUCUGGUUCUGACUCGGCUGCCCCACGGCCCGUCUCCUGGCGACUUGUCGCCGAGCCGACGGAGCGAGGCCACGCCCCCCCAGGGCAGCCCUGGAACCAAGAUGGAGGCCGUGAACGGGAGCUCCUCCCCCUCGUCCCCCCCCCCCGCUGAACGGAAGCCCCCACCUAACCGAAACCACUCCCCCGUCGGCCACCGCCCCGCCGACCGCUUCGCCCCCCACGACCACAUCUCCCCCAAAGCGGCGCAGGUCUCCCCCCCGCAGAAUGGUACGCCCCGCUACUGCCGGCUCUGCAACAUCCGCUUCAGCAGCCUGUCCACCUUCAUCGCCCACAAGAAGUACUACUGCUCCUCCCACAGCGCAGAGCACGUCAAGUGAAGCCCCGCCCCUCCGCCCGAUGACAGACGGACCGUGUCAGCGGGCCUGUCCAAGGGCGGGACCUGCCGUGCCGCCUGUCACUCAUCGCAUUUCGUCGCCUCCAUUGCCUGGUGUUCCCACUACCGUUACAAAUUUGUAACAGGGGUCAAGUCUUUAAUGACACUAAACCUAAAUCUACCUGCACGCUUGUAAGCGUGCCCAGGGAGGCCCCGUCUCCCUGAGCUCCUGACGUGUUCCAUGUCAGAUAUUUUGUGUUUGGGUCCUCGUUGUUCUUUAUUCCACUAUUUUAUUUCUGAUUAAGUUGAGCAUUAUUUGCCAGCCAAAUGUUCCAAAACUUGUUAAGUCUACAUCAAUGUUGUGGUGUUGGGGGGGGGGGGAGAACUGCUCCCUCUAGUGGCAAAGUCCCUCCUACAGGGACUGCGUUGAUGAGGUAUAUACUGUAAAAGUUUGCUCAGACACUGGCUCUGUCUCUGAAUUGAGAAAUGAGUUUUAUUCCAUGACUGUAGAAGCGAUAAAGGGUACUUUUUAUUCUUUGAACCACGAUCGAGUGACUGGAUUUCCACACCAAGAUUCAGUCAUUAUGUCCUUAACUUUCGCUCAAAUUUUUCUUCACACAGUUUAUCACAAAAACGAACUCUCCAAACUGAGUUUGUGAAGAAUCGUGCAUUCACUCCUAAGUCAAGGACAAUUUUCGGCUGAACCUGUGUUUCUGCUGGAUGUAAAAUAUUUAUCUUGGUCCUCACUGAUUUCAUGUAGACUACCUUUUUAAAUGUUACUUUUUCUAUUUGUUUUAUUUUUAGCUUUGGAAAGAUUUUUUUGUUGUGUUUUAGAAGUCUUUUUAAGACCAGUGUCAGGCUUAAGCCACUCCCCACAUAGUGUCGUCCGUGUUGCUGAUGAUUGUCAGAUUUUUUUUCUCAUCAUGAAAUUUUAUGCAAAAGGAAAAUGAGAAGGGAAAAUAUCUGUUUUCAUUUCUAAUCCCCACUCGUGCACAUAAACCCACACUUGUGCACAUAAACCCACACAUGUGCACAUAAACCCACACGUGCACAUAAACCCACACGCGUGCACAUAAACCCACACACGUGCACACAAACCCACACACGUGCACAUAAACCCACACACGUGCACAUAAACCCACACACGUGCACACAAACCCACACACGUGCACACAAACCCACACGCGUGCACAUAAACCCACACACGUGCACAUAAACCCACACGCGUGCACAUAAACCCACACACGUGCACAUAAACCCACACGUGUGCACUCAAGCACGUGCACAUGCACCCGCACACGUAAUAAACCCUCACGUGCACUUCCCCUCACACAUGUAGACCCAAACAUGAAUUCAUACACCCACAGACAUGCGCAUAAGUCCUCACCCAGGCACAUGCAGAGACACACCGUUUGUUUACAGAUACAGUGAUUCAGUUCAGCCUUCACGUAAAGCAGUCACCUCAAACAAGCCUUAAAGUGGAUUCGCAUAGCCACGCCUCCACCCAACGUAGCCACGCCUCCAACCAGCCACUCAAGAUCCCCGCGGGAGACUCACAAAAUGACCGAAGUGCUCCCCUACCUUCACCGGGAGCAUAUGCAGAACUGGAGACAAAAGCACUGCUCAGAUGUUACUUCUGUUGACAGUGGAUGGGUCCUGUUUGUUGUCUUCAUUAUGUUUCCGAAAGGUGCUCAUUUCUACAUUUUACUGGAUUUACAUGAACCCGUGAUUAUUUCCAUCACACCAAAAAGCGUCAUUUCCAGCAAGCGUCACUGACAGGAACCAUGCACGCCUGCUGCAACAAUCUUUCUAACACCUUUUUUUGCACUGUGGUUAGGUCUAGAGGCUCUUUUCUAAUGUAUUUAUCUUUCAACAGCACUUUCCCUGUCCAAAACAACCCCUUCAAGGGCUGGCAGUACAUUGGGAUGUUUAAUAUGAUCUACUCGAUUAUAUUUCAUGACACAACGUGUUUUACAAAAGAUUUUAAUGAUUAUUUUGUUUCUACAGCAGCUCCACUACACUCCUGUUCAAACUAUGCAUGGAGAAAUAAAGCGUACUGAAGGACA
Molecule: messenger RNA, 5585 nt
Organism: Conger conger (European conger)
Lineage: Eukaryota; Metazoa; Chordata; Actinopteri; Anguilliformes; Congridae
Product: zinc finger protein ZFPM1-like
Exons: 10
Coding region: 338-3523 (1061 amino acids)
Biological process (GO): heart development; positive regulation of transcription by RNA polymerase II; negative regulation of transcription by RNA polymerase II
Cellular component (GO): nucleus
Molecular function (GO): RNA polymerase II-specific DNA-binding transcription factor binding
Source: RefSeq, a predicted model, not a curated record